Messenger RNA from Drosophila eugracilis, 1915 nucleotides. It is a transcript of the gene FarO, whose product is annotated as fatty acyl-CoA reductase wat. The transcript has 6 exons. Lineage: Eukaryota; Metazoa; Arthropoda; Insecta; Diptera; Drosophilidae. Gene Ontology annotation, cellular component: peroxisome. Bases 300 to 1790 code for a protein of 496 amino acids. Gene Ontology annotation, molecular function: alcohol-forming very long-chain fatty acyl-CoA reductase (NADP+) activity. The record is from RefSeq and is a predicted model, not a curated record. Gene Ontology annotation, biological process: long-chain fatty-acyl-CoA metabolic process.
UAAUUUACUAACUACACUAUCUAGCUAGGCAAGAAAGAAUUGCAGAACGGUCAACAGAUUUAGCCAAGUAUUUUUGACCAGAAAGUUUUGGGAUUGUCAACUCGUCAACUUCUUGCCAUGACACCCCAGUCGAAUUGGGCGCGAAAUUAGCAUGGAAAUUUAAUGGGGAAGCUUAUGUUAACCAAAUUACAGCGUAAUGAAUAUGCGUGAUCGUUCAGUUAAGCGGAUUGACCACCGGAGCCGCUUUCCAGUGUUGUGUGAGCACUGGUCAGUGAUUCACAGUACACCAUACAGUGGACAUGGAGGAGUUCUUCGAAGACACCGAGAUAUUCGUGACGGGCGGAUCGGGAGUGGUAGGCAAGGCGCUAAUCGAAAAGCUACUGCGGUCCUGCAAUGUACGACGCAUAUAUAUACUCCUGCGUCCUCGAAAGCAACUAACGGCAGAGCAGAGGCUCCUCCGACUACGCCAGGCCACUGUUUUCCAUGUGCUGGCCGUCGAGAAGCCACAUGAGCUAGAUAAAAUAGUGGCGGUGCCUGGAGAUGUCUCCCUGCCAGGACUGGGCAUCCAUCCAACGAUGAUGCAGCGUAUGAAUAAGGUUUCCCUGGUGUACCACUGUGCGGCUACCGUGCGUUUUGAUGAGCCACUCCGUGUGGCUUUACGGCUGAAUGUAGGUGGCACCUUUGAGGCUCUCAAGUUCGCAGAGACUCUGCCCAAUUUGAGGGCCUUCGUCCACGUAUCCACCUUCUACAGUAAUCCCUAUUUGAAGCGGGUGGAGCCUAAGUACUACUCCUCGCCGAUGGACUGGCAACAGUGUCUACGUCUGCUCGAUGAAGUCCCAGACGAUGGGAUGCUCAAUGCCCUCACAAGAAAGUUGAUUGUGGGCUUCCCCAACACGUAUACCUUCACUAAAAACCUGGCUGAAUCCUUGGUGAAUGAAUACCGCCAUCGCUUGCCGGUAAUAGUGUACCGUCCAUCCAUAGUUCUUUUUGCGGUGGACGACCCAUCGCCUGGUUUUUCACCCUCUUUGAUGGGAGCCAUGGGACUGUUCGCAUUAGUGGGCGCUGGAAUCCUGAAGACCGUUUACCUGGGCAGGGACAUUCGUCUGGACAUCACGCCGCAAGACAUUGGCAUCAAGAGUAUGUUGUGCUACACAAAGCGGGGUUACGAGAUCUAUAAGCAGGGUCCUCCAGCCGAGCUACCUGUUUACCUAUCCUCCUCCUGCACCCACGUGCCGCACACUUUUACUCAGAUUGCCGAGCAGAUGGAUACGCUGGACCUGUGGAAAGAUGUUGCCUUCGAAAAGAACCUGAUGAUACCAGGUUGUCACUACACAGACAGGCGAUGGGUCUAUCAGUUCCUCGUCUUCACUAAACAGAUUUUGCCCGCCAUGAUCAUCGAUCUGCUCCUGAGAAUCUUUGGACAGAAGCCAGUACUGAUGAGUGCGGUUCGUAAGGCAUACCAAACGCUGGAGGUGAUGCAGCCCUUCAUGUUCAACAACUACGACAGUCCCGGGGUAACUGACAUGGAGAUAUUGUACAAGGAGAAUAAGGGCACCGCUUUUAAUUUAGAUGCCUUCCACCAUCCGGAUAUCCAUGGCCUGGUUAUUAAAUCCUGCGGGGAAAUGCUCUUUAGUAUCCGAACGCAUUUACUUCGGGAAGAUCCAAAAACCCUGAAACGCUCCGUUUUCAUCCUAAGGACCAAGGUUAUCCUCUACCGGUUGUUCCGCAUAUUUCUGCUCUACAAACUCGUGCUCUGGAUCUGGGCGAGAUUUUUGACGCAGCUUCUUUAGAUAAUAUUCAUAAUAUUACUUUUAUUUUGUUACAUCAUAGUUUCAUUUUUUUUUUUUGGUAAUCUAAGGCGUGUCGAAUUUGAAGUCAGUUCAUUAAAAAUAUAUUUUGUUGUGUUGAUAAAUUA